AUGGGCAACCAGCACUCUGCCUCACACGCUACCCACAGACCUAGGAAGAACGUGCACUGGAAAUCAGCAGGGCGACCGGCGGCGCCCGGCAAGCCGCAUAUCACCCCGAUACUUUCCGAUGAUGAGCCGAAUGCGAUCACCUUGAGGUGGGCGCCCCCCGCUCACGACGGGGGUGCCCCCCUGCAGGGCUACCAGGUGGAAUGCAACCGGCUGGGCUCCCCAGACUGGAUUCGCACCGCGCCGCCAGUGGUGGCCCGCCCCGAGUUGGUGCUGACUGGGCUCGGGCCCCCGCACCGCUACCAGUUCCGCGUAGCUGCGCUCAACGUUGUCGGCCGAUCGGACUACAGCGAAGCGUCCGAUAUACUCACCGUGAGCUCCGAGCGCGGCCUACAAGAAGCGCCGUUGUUCCACCAGCACUUAGAGGACGCUACAGUGCUGGAAAACGAAAAGACAGAGUUCCGCGUUGUCUUCACCGGAACACCGACCCCCACUAUCGCCUGGUUCAAAGACGACUACGAGAUUUUCAGCAGUAGGAGGACCGCGAUAACAACGAACGAAUCAUCAAGCGUCCUCGUCUUCCAUCAAACGUUGGCGAGUGAUGAGGGCGAAAUUAAAUGCACGGCCACUAACCGCGUCGGCCACGCCGUCUCCAGAGCCCGGCUUGUUUUGGAAGCCGCACCCAAACUGCGUUAUCCGCGCCAAUACGAGGACGGGCUCCUGUUCGAAAUCAACGAGACCGUAUUCCUAAAAACGACAAUCGUAGGCAAACCAACGCCAGUAAUCGAAUGGCGACACGACGGACGGCCAAUAGUAAGCGACAGUCGCGUCGAAAUCACAACCACGCCGAAAUUUUCCAUAUUGAAAAUACACAGCGCACGUAGAGGCGACAGAGGGGAAUAUCAAGUGCACGCGCGAAACAAUAUUGGCGAGGACACAGCUGCGUUCCUGGUCACCAUCACCGCGCCACCGGACCCCCCGCGGCGAGUGUCCGUCACCCGCCAGGUGGACAAGUCCGUCACGCUGGACUGGGAGGCGCCCGAAGACGACGGCGGCUGUCGGAUAGGCAACUACGUAGUCGAGUACUUCCGAAGCGGUUGGAACGUGUGGCUGAAGGCAACCACCAGCCGUAAGACGAGCGUAACCUUGUUCGACCUGAUAGAAGGCAGCGAGUACCGGUUCCGCGUGAAAGCGGAGAGCCCGUACGGCAUGAGCGCGCCUAGCGUGGAGUCCCCGCCGGUGCAGAUUCCCGGCCGAGCCGUCGACAUGGAGUUCCUGGCGGUGGAGGCGCGCAUCAUCAAUCAGGUGCUGACGCGGGAGGAGGGCGAGGAGCCACCCGUCUCGCCGGUGCCCCGCCGGAAACGAGCUCACACCGUCCCAUCGACAAAUGAACACCCUUCGUUGCCCGAACCGCCUUCGCAGAAACAAAAGCCGAGUGCUUCAACCCAGCCCGCCGGCAGCAACGAGUUCAUGCUUGUGCUGUACCCCGAAGGCCGUAAAUCGGCUGACAAAGCUGAGAAAAGAAAAUCGUUUCAACUUGACCUGGAGGACGCAUUAUCUCCACCGCCGCUGUCGCUUUCGGCGCCCGAGCUAAGUUCUCGAUGUAUUCUGCCUUUUAAGGCGUUACGAAACGCAGUCAGCUCAACCGAGCUGUUGCAUGAGCGCGCGAUGGCCCGCUUCUACAAGGCCGUUGCCAUGAAGGAGGAACAAACAAAACAAAAUGACGAAAAAUACCCCAAGCACGAAAGCAAUGACCACAACGACAUUCCGCGUACACCAGACAUAAAUCUACAAGAAAAUACAGAGACGCCAAAAUCCAUCGUACCAACCGCAACGGCAGGGAACUUUAGGACCCCAGAAAUUUUCAUUAAAACGGAUUCAAUAGAGAAUAAGCAAUACAAAUAUACUACACAGCAACUAUCGCAGGAUUCGGAAACUUCAGAAAAUAAAUGGCAGCAAAUGUCUUUUGACGAAGAUUAUACAGCUAGUACAGUCUCUACGGAUGACGACUAUUCAGAUGAAGAUAGUCUAAAUGAAGAAAUAGACAGAGGACAAUAUGUACUGGAAGAGGAAACCUAUAAUCCAAGAAAUAAAAUCACGAGACCCUCCCCCGUCAAAGAAUCGCCAGAAGAAGAACAGGAUGACACCAUGGAAGAGGAAGAAGUAUCUGAAGAAGACGAAAAAGCAAAAUUAUCCCCACUCCCUGAUCCUAACUUUAUUCCUAAACCUAUCCUAAAGCGAAGAGAAACACAAAACAAUUUCAUCGAUGUUAAGCCUAACGUUACAGAAAAAGAGACAAAUAAUAAGAAAAAUGAAAAACUGACAUUGUUGAAAAGAAUAACGAAAAUGCCUGUACAAAAAUCGUUCGCUUUUCCUAAAAUUCUAAAUAAAAAAGAACCCGAGAAAGCACGUGAACCAAAGUCACAAAACACAGGCGGUAAGAAAGAAAAAAUUAUAGAUAGUGGGAAUGACAAAAUAAUUGAAGAAAGUAAAACUGUCAUAGACUACUACGGUAAUAUUGUAAAAGAAUAUGGUAGUCACAAAAAAUCAGCAACGCAUCUGUAUCUUAACACAGAUGAUUUAAAAACAGUGGGAGAGAAACAGCAAAUGACCAAUGAAGAAGUAACUUUGGAUGUUAACAAAGUACAAAAUAAAAUGGAAGAAGAGAAACUAACAACAAAGAAAAUUAAAGAAAAUUUGUCAGAGAAUAAACUUUUGCCUGUUAUAUUAAAAGAAAAGAACACAGUUAAUAAACCUAAGAAAAUAAAUGACCAAUUUAUUACCACACGAAAUAAAUUACCGAGAAAAGAAAAGAAGAUUUCCCCUAAGGAGCAAAUAAAACAUAUCAAUGCCUCGCAAAUUAAACCAGUCGAAGAUACACAAGUACUUUUAAAGAAAACUGAAAGAGCUACUAUAGUCAUACCUAUAGAUUAUCAAAAGCUAGAGGCGCGGGCCAAGCGAAACAACGACUGCGUUCCAACUAUUUCACCGCGAAAAGUUAAAGAUCCGAAGGCAUGCGCAAUUCGUGACAAAGGUCUUGUAUUAGGAAUAUAUUAUAACGAAAAUGUGAAAACGGAAUCUGCAAUUCUUACGGCGAGUGCUCAAAAGUACAACGAAAUUUCUGGCGGUAAACUUUGGAACCAAUUAAACUUAGCGCCCAUACCUAGGCUCGGUGAAACACGGAUAUUUUAUGAUUUGGAUCCUCAAUUCGCAUACGUUGCUGUUGCUGGACUUGGCACAGAGUGUCUUUCGUAUAGCUCCUCUGAACGAUUGGACCAAAGAAAAGAGGCUAUUCGCAUUGCUGCUGGAUCAGGAACAAAAACGUUACGCGCGUUACGUCCGUCGACUAUUCAUGUCGAAUCCUUCGGAGACGCCGAGUCAGCAGCUGAGGGCGCCAGAUUAGCUACUUGGCAAUUUCAAGAGUACAAAACAAUUUCCAACCAAAAUGUGCUACCAAAUAUAAAACUUGUUCUUCACGAUGAUUGCGAUGUUGAUGGUUGGAAAAUAGGAGAGAUUAAAGCGGAAUCACAGAAUCUGGCUAGAUAUCUUCAAGAAAUGCCAGGAAACUAUUUAAAUCCCACGUCUUUUGCAAAAAUUGCAGUGGACCUGCUGUGCGAAUUAGAUAUAAAUGUAGAAGUUAGGACCAAAGGAUGGGCGGCGAAUCAUGAAAUGGGUGGAUUUGUGGCAAUUGGGAGAUCUUCGGUGCAACCACCCUUAUACGUUGAAAUAAGCUAUUUUGGAGCGGGCGAACUCAAGCGGCCCAUUGUAUUAAUUGGCAAAGGAGUAACAUUUGACAGUGGCAGCCUGGACUUGAAGCCACCGAAAGAUUUGCAAUAUAUGAAAGGAGACAUGGCUGGAGCGGCCUGUGUCCUCGCUAUUACACGAGCAGCUUCGAUGCUUAAACUGCCCAUUAACAUAAGGGGAAUUUUACCUCUCUGCGAGUUAAUGCCGAAUGGGAAGAGUCCCAAGUUUGGAGACUUAGUGAACAGUGCUAAUGGUAAAUCAAUUCUAAUAAGACUUCCCUCGCGCGAAGGGCGUCUGCUAGUAGCAGAUUGCCUAGUAUACGCACGAAAUUACUGGCCAAAGUUCAUCGUAGACAUAGGCACCAUGUCCAAAGAAUUAAUACAUACCCUUGGUGGGGCCGCGUGUGGUUGCUAUUCAAAUUCGGAGGAACUGUUUUGCUAUUUAGAGUCAGCCAGCAGUCAAACGGGCGAUAGAAUUUGGCGAAUGCCGUUGUGGAAAUUUUACGAGGAGCGAGUUAAGGACACAAGCGCAGCGGACGUAGCAAAUACAGCGCGCUUUAAUUACGGCGAUUCACCGAAUUGUGCGGCGUUCCUGAAACAAUUCGUAUGUGACAGUAAAUGGAUCCAUUUAGACACGUACAACAUAGCCUACAGCAAAGGCAGCGAUUUUCCUUAUCUAGGCCGAGGGAUGACAGGCCGACCAACUAGAACUAUUAUAGAAUUUCUUCAUCAAUUGCUCGCAGACGACAAACUU
Molecule: messenger RNA, 4494 nt
Organism: Iphiclides podalirius (scarce swallowtail)
Lineage: Eukaryota; Metazoa; Arthropoda; Insecta; Lepidoptera; Papilionidae
Source: the annotation of a GenBank genome assembly